Soboliphyme baturini is the source of this 276-nucleotide messenger RNA. NCBI's taxonomy places the organism in Eukaryota, Metazoa, Nematoda, Enoplea, Dioctophymatida, Soboliphymatidae. The record is from the annotation of a GenBank genome assembly.
AUUUACGACCCGGACGAGAACCUGAACCGUUCGUUGGUAGUACCGUGUACCGUAGGCACUACUUGCGGCACUAUUUGUACUCAGCUCGGCCUGGCCGUCGACGACCUGCACAUUCAGUUCGGCGGUGACCUGCUUCGCCGUUUGACCGCCGACAGUCAGCCCCUGAAAAUACAGAAUUCCUUCCUGGCCAGCAUCGGCUUCGACGCCCCUAGACAGCAGGAUCUCGGAGAUUCCGUGGAUCUUCGGUGGUUGAUAAGGUUCUACGCUGGUAAGUAG